AUGUUUCAACGAAUCAAUAAUAGUGAAAGCAAUACAAAAAAAUCAAAAACUACUGCUGAUGGUUCAAAUAAUUUUGAUAAAGAUGAUUCAAAUAGUAGUAUAACUGGAAAAGGAAUCUCGUCAAGUGGUGUAUAUAAUUCAACUGCAUCAUCAACUUUAACUAGUUCAUCAUCAUCUCAUCCACAACAAACAGCAAUUGAUAUAACAGCUGCUGAUCUUGUUGGAAAAUUAUCUAUUGGAAAUGUUGUAGAUUUAGUUCUUGUAUCAAUGUUUUUAUUACCUGAAAAAAUGCCAGCAUCAUUUCAAGCAACUUAUACACCAAUUGUAGCUGCUGGUACACUAGCACAAAUUGAGCAUUUAGUACGAUUACUUGGUACGCAAUUAACUGCAGCUGGAUCGGGUAAGGGUUAUGAACUUAUGAAAUCUCAACAGCAGGUAAAACCACCAACUGAUGUUGACAUUAAAUCAAGUUUACCAUCAAGUAGUGGAAAUGAACUUGGUGAUAUUCCAUCAACAUCUGCUGGCAUAACAACAAUGUCAACAAUACCAAGUUUACAACAGAAAAAAUGA
Adineta steineri is the source of this 570-nucleotide messenger RNA. The record is from the annotation of a GenBank genome assembly. Lineage: Eukaryota; Metazoa; Rotifera; Eurotatoria; Adinetida; Adinetidae.